Solanum stenotomum is the source of this 1377-nucleotide messenger RNA. RefSeq lists its product as uncharacterized. The record is from RefSeq and is a predicted model, not a curated record. The coding region runs from base 59 to 1336 and encodes 425 amino acids. The transcript has 8 exons. NCBI's taxonomy places the organism in Eukaryota, Viridiplantae, Streptophyta, Magnoliopsida, Solanales, Solanaceae.
UCUUUCAUAAUUCAUUCUUGAGUUUCUGUUAUUUGACACACACAAACAAAAAAAGAACAUGACCAACAACGUAAAUUCUUGGCUCCAGGGUGUUUAUGUUGUUUUUGCGUUUUGCUCUGCUUUAUUUUUGGGUGCUCUCAAAAGUUUGUUGGUGGGUCCAAUUGCUGGCCUAAUACUUAUUAUAGGAAAUGUUGGGGUGAUUUUAUGUCUCUUCCCAGCACAUAUUUUCUGGACAAUUUACACCCUUGUCCAGACUAAUAGAUUUGAUGCACCACUUAAAGUAGCUUUCUUGUUCGGUUUGCCAGUUUUAUUUGGUAUUUGGUUGUGUUUAAGCUUAGCUGGUAGUGUUCUUGUGGGAGUUGGAUAUGGUUUCUUUGCUCCUUGGGUUUCUGCCUUUGAAGCUUUCAGACAUGACGAUGAAUUUAACAAGUUUGUUCAUUGCAUUGUGGAUGGAACAUGGGGAACCAUAAAAGGUAGCUGUACUGCUGUUCGAGAUUUUGCAGAUAUGUGUUAUCAUUCUUAUCCAAUGUAUUUGAAGGAACUGCGUGAUUCCCCUGCUUCUCUUGACUUUCAACCUUUUAGGUUUGUUUCUAAUUUCCCUUUCUAUACAAAAAACAAAGGGAAAUGGAGUAGAGAAUUACAAGGUGGAGACUCGAACUUUCAGGCAAUACAAGAAGUGAAAAUGGUGCAGGUGUGGCAGAACAUGAUGAAAUCAUGUGAAAUAAGGGGCAAGGAAUUAUUGGACGCGAAAGUGAUAACCCCCAACGACCUGGAUGAUUGGUUGAAGGGAAAACAUGGAGUUGAUGUUGCAGUCAUCAAUGUUGGUUUAGCAUGUUAUACAUUUCUACAGAUAAUCUUUUAUUCCAUAAAAGCCGGAUCAGAUGGAUCGUUCCUUCUAGAGGAUCUUGAGAUCACUCAGCUGAACAGACCUCAGGACAGAUUAUUGGACUGGUUUUUCCAACCAGUCAUGGUCAUCAAGGAACAAAUUAGAGUCCUGAGCCUAGAAGACGGUGAAAUGAGGUUCCUAGAGAAAGUGGUCCUUUUCGAGAGCAACUCUGAACGCUUUAAGGCCUGGGAAAAUGGAAGUGUGGCGCCUCAGGAAUCUCUCAGAGCAGCUCAAAUUGAAGGCAUAAGCCGAAGGAUGGUGGGAAUGAUUAGAAGUGUUUCUAAGUUUCCAACUUAUAGGAGGAAAUUCAGACAGAUAGUGAAAACAUUGAUCAUGCAGUAUUCCACUAUUUCCAGAGAAGGUUCCACGCGAUCUGUUCCUCGUUCUGUAAAGAACAGUUCCACCCGAUCAGUGUCCACAAGAUCAAAUGGUUCACUCGAAAUUGUUUAAACAUUUUAAAUAUAGAUUAGUGAUCUUGAACUCCCAUCGUA